This is a messenger RNA of Priceomyces carsonii, 1350 nucleotides long. RefSeq names its product SCF ubiquitin ligase complex subunit. Gene Ontology annotation, molecular function: protein binding. The record is from RefSeq and is a predicted model, not a curated record. The coding region runs from base 1 to 1350 and encodes 449 amino acids. The transcript has a single exon. Gene Ontology annotation, cellular component: SCF ubiquitin ligase complex; cytoplasm. Gene Ontology annotation, biological process: SCF-dependent proteasomal ubiquitin-dependent protein catabolic process. NCBI's taxonomy places the organism in Eukaryota, Fungi, Ascomycota, Pichiomycetes, Serinales, Debaryomycetaceae.
AUGAAUGGGGGUACUUCAGUAAUUGAGAAAAACUACAAUGUAGAAGAAUUACUGAGACAGAAAGGAGAAAAAAAGGAUUAUGUGAGUGACAGAGAUCAUGAGGCCAUUAGCCUCUUCGAGAAAGCUGUAGAUAGGGAGUCUCAUGGAUUAAUGUCAGAUGCAGUCGAAUUCUAUAGAAGAGCAUACAAAAUUAAUGAGCAGGUUGAUUUAUUAUAUAGAACGCAGAAGCUUCCACAUGCGGUUAAAAGGUUACAGGAAGAAGGUGGAAAGAAUAUUACCAAGAAAGUUGAUGAGGAAAAAGUGAAAGCUAUCGACGUUGACAAACUACUCCAAAGCUUUGCCUAUGCAGAGGUGACGGCACCCGAUGAAAACUCCAUAGAUCCUCAAGAUUCUUUAGUCAUUAAAUUCGCCAACUUGGGAUCGAAUUCACAGGAAAAGGAUCUUACAGUAACAGAAAUUUCGCCACUAAUGAGUUUGCCCUCUGAAGUUUGGAACAAAAUUCUUGAACACUUGAUAGUAAUGGAGCCUGAUUCAUGGUUUAACUUCUCAAUAACAUGCAAGAGAAAUGCAUAUUUGGGAUUUGGCUCUUCCCAGUUGUGGCAAAAGUUAUGUUACUUGGUAUAUCCAAAUCAAAUCUAUUAUGAGAACCUUGUUUGCAUGCAGAAUAGGACACCUUCGGAGCCCCUAAUCAAUAGCGAUAGUCUUCCUGUUCCAUUGGAUCAACUUGUGGUCCUUUCACAAUAUAAAAAUUCAUGGAAAUACAUGUUGCGUCAUCGUCCCUUUAUAAAAUUCGGUGGAUGCUACAUAAGCGUAGUAAAUUAUUACAGCGAAGGUGGGAAAACCGAGUUUUCUGAUAGUUGGUCUAAUCCUGUCAGAACAAUAACUUAUUACAGAUAUUUAAGAUUUUACCCCGACGGCACAUGUGUUAAAGUUUUAUCUUCCUUGGAACCAAAUAAGGUUGUGCCGUAUCUUCUGAAACUUAAUACACUGAGAAGCUUACAGCAUCUAGACUCAACAGACUUAGAGAAUGGAAAUAAUUCAAGCCACAUCAAAGAGAGCCACAAGAUAUACCAUGGAAGGUGGUGCUUAACGACUCUGGGCGAAGUCCAUAUAGAAAUUAACGAGGGAUCUGUGCCAUACUAUGACUUUUAUUACCGUUUUGAGAUAAAGUCUCUAGGAGGAAUAUUUAUCCAUAGUAAACUAACAUGGAUAAAAUAUUUCGCUAUUAGGAAGAAAUUACCUGGCGAAUCCCAUCAAGAUGAAAGAGUGGGUGAAGAAAUCAACUUUUCACUUAAAAAUGAAAAGCCUUUCAAGUUCCUGAAGGUUCGCAGCUAUAGAACAGACAACUGA